Messenger RNA from Populus trichocarpa (black cottonwood), 3146 nucleotides. RefSeq lists its product as uncharacterized. The coding region runs from base 588 to 2960 and encodes 790 amino acids. Lineage: Eukaryota; Viridiplantae; Streptophyta; Magnoliopsida; Malpighiales; Salicaceae. The record is from RefSeq and is a predicted model, not a curated record. The transcript has 4 exons.
UCUUCUUACCGUUUGGACUCUACGGCUAUAGAAUCCAAACUUUUUUAUGUUUAUUGUUAGAAAAGUUCCUUUGAAAAAUAAUUCAUAGUUAAAAGAAAAUUUUAGUAAAGUACUCUCUCCCUCUCCAGAUUCCUUCAAAUCCACUUAUCCAACAUAAACCCAUCUCAAGAACCUCUCAUAAAUAAAAAAAAAAAACCCAAAUUUAAUGAAAUCAUAUUGCAUUUAAUCGAUUACUGAAGGAGGAAGACUUCAUGACGAUAAUUUGAUGUGGGUAACGGCAGUGGUUGUUCUCUGUCUUCCUCUAUCUGCACCUCUUAUUGCUACUAUUUUUGGUGGGUUUUAACGCUAGUCGUGGUAUCGAAGCUUCAGAAUUGUGGUGGCUGUGCUUUUUUCAGAAUUGCAGAAGGCUUCAGAAUUGUUCAUUGUCUUCCUCCAUCUGCACCUCUUCUUUUCUCGUAAGAGCCUUUAAUUUUCGCUGUUCAUUUUAAGAGAUUUUUUCAAAGAUAUCCACAUUUACCUUUUCAUCUUACCAAACUGUGUUUUUCAAGUGUUCAGCGAGAGAACUAGUUUCCACAGUUGGGGAAAAGAUGACAAUGCUUAAAAAAUUGCCUGAAGAAGUCUUAAAUUUAUGGAACAAUUGGGAGAUUCGAGGAAUGGUUUUGCUUAGUCUCUUACUACAAACCAUCCUCAUCAUAUUUGGGUCUCGGCGAAAGACCAAUGCCAGAAGCUGGAUCAGGAUGCUCGUUUGGUCUGCAUACCUAUCAGCAGACGUGGUGGCAACUGUUGCCCUGGGUAAUCUAGCCAGGAGCCAAGGAGAUUCAUCAGGUGACAGUUCAGAGAAUGCAAACAAUUCCAUCCAGGCAUUUUGGGCACCUUUUCUACUCCUGCACCUUGGUGGCCCAGACACAAUCACUGCAUACUCGAUUGAAGAUAACGAGUUGUGGUUAAGGCAUUUACUUGGUCUUGUAUUCCAAGUCGGGGUGGCUUUUUAUGUCUUCUCAAGGUCCUGGGGUAGCGGUAUCCUCUCAUUCAUAGCGAUCCCAAUGUUCGUUGUUGGCAUUGCAAAGUACGCAGAGAGGACUUGGGUGCUCUGGUCUUCAUGCUCCAAGAGUUUUAAAAACUCUUCUCUCUCAGAUUUUUGGGAAUCUUAUCGUCGUACGGGAAUAUCAGAAACUCCUCCACAAGACCACCAGCAGGAUUAUCUUCUUCAAGCUUAUGUUUUUUCGAAUAUAUCCAAGUUUAUGAUGCAGGAUCUUGUCCCUGGCAUUUCUUCACUAAUAAGAUGCCGGGAGCUGAUUUCCAAGAAUAAGGCAGACGGUGCCUUCAAGGUAGUAGAGGCUGAGCUUGGAUUGAUAUAUGAUAUGCUUUAUACUAAAGCGCCCCUGAUUUACUCCCGUGCCGGAAUCAUUCUUCGUUGUAUCAGCUCUCUGCUCUCUGUUACUGCGUUUAUUACCUUCCAGGUCAAGAUUGACAAGCAUGACUACUCAAAGACCGACAUUGCAAUCACGUAUUUAUUGUUUGCGGCCGCUGUUUUUCUCGAGUUUUAUGCUUUUUUAUGCCUUGUUUUGUCUGACCGGACAAUGAUUUGGUUGAUUGAUAAAGGAGGGAACGGCCUGACUAAUGCAACUUAUUCUCUGAUAAGGAAGUUAACGAGAGGCGAGAGGUGGUCGAGAUCCAUAUCACAGUAUAACCUGAAAAGCUCUUCCAUUGAAAGAGAGCCACCUAAAUUCUUGGAAUUUCUCGGAAUCAAUGAAAUGAUGAGGCAGAUGCAUGUGAAUCGGAAAGAUUUGAAUGUUGGACUGCAAGGUCUUAUUUUCAAACAUCUUCAAAAGAAAGCUCAGAAGAUUAAGGAAGAUUUGCAUGUCUGUGAUAUGAAUCACAGAAGCAAAAUAAUAGGUCAGAGGGGAGAUGGUGUGCUAGAAAGAGAGGGACUGUUACGGGACUACAAGUGGUGCACGACUGAAGUAGAAUUCAGUCGGAGCAUUCUUGUCUGGCAUCUCGCAACAGAUAUUUGUUAUCUUGUUGAUAUGAAAGAAGCAGAUGCUUAUCUGAAUAAAGAUGGAAGCAAUGUCUCCACAGAAUAUGAAACAAGCAGAUGCCUAUCUGAAUACAUGAUGUAUCUUUUGGUGGUAAGACCAAAUAUGCUCUCUAAAGGAUUCGGUGAUGAGGCAUAUCAACGUACCUUGCGAGGCUUGCGGGAUCAAAAAGAUCAUGGUGAUGAUUAUGAUGUGGAGGUACAUCGUGCCUUGCUGGAAUUGCGCAACAGUGAAUCACGUGUUUAUGAUAGUGAGGAAUUUCAAGCUCUCUGGAAAACAGAAAAGUCAGCGCUAGUCGGUGUGAUUGUGCUCGCCAAUCAAUUGCUUUCAUUGGAACCCGAGAAGCGAUGGGAGACGAUAAAUGAAGUCUGGGUAGAAAUGCUUGCAUAUGCAGCAGCUCAUUGUCCAUGGAAAGAACAUACUCAUCAACUGAGAAGAGGUGGAGAGUUACUCACUCAUGUCUCCCUUCUCAUGCUACAUCUUGGCUUGAGCGCACAGUACGAUAUUAAUGGAUUCGACGGCCCCCCUGUUAUUUUUGAAUUGACAAAGAAAAUCGAGAAGGAGGAGAAGGAUCAUGAAUAUCUCCAGGCUAAAAUGAAAUAUUUGAAAGGUAUUGAAGACAAAAUCAUGUUAGAGUCGAGUGCCGAUGAGGAGUUGAAAGAACUUAAUAAGAUUGUAGCAGACACACAACGAGAGCUUGAGCGUGAAAAGCAAGAGCGAGAGCGUGAAAAGCGAGAGUUUAAGCAUAAAAAUCAAGAGCUUGAGCGUGAAAAGCGAGAGCUUGAGCAAUUAAGAUCUUAUUUAACAGCAUCAGCUCCACAACAAGGAAUUGAUUCACUUCCAAUAAGUUUGCUAGCACAAACAGAUGAUCAAGGGACUGGUCAACCACCAUCAAAUAAUGAGAUCAGUUUAAGCAUGGAAUAAGAGUAAUAGCUUUUGUUAUAUUGUGUCCAUAUAUAAUUAUUUAAGUGAAUUAACUUAAAUAAGUUCCUAUUGGCAACAGUACUACCGUUGGGCUUCAUUUUGCAUGCAUGUAUUUAAAAAAUUGCAUUGAUGGCUGUUAAUUAGUGAUUGUGUUUAAUUGUAUUUAUAAUUUACAUUUGCUUUAAA